Messenger RNA from Strigops habroptila (Kakapo), 8137 nucleotides. It is a transcript of the gene ANO6, whose product is annotated as anoctamin 6. Gene Ontology annotation, cellular component: plasma membrane. The transcript has 20 exons. Gene Ontology annotation, biological process: calcium activated phosphatidylcholine scrambling; chloride transmembrane transport; calcium activated phosphatidylserine scrambling. NCBI's taxonomy places the organism in Eukaryota, Metazoa, Chordata, Aves, Psittaciformes, Psittacidae. The record is from RefSeq and is a predicted model, not a curated record. Bases 70 to 2787 code for a protein of 905 amino acids. Gene Ontology annotation, molecular function: protein dimerization activity; chloride channel activity.
GGAGGGCUCGGGGCGGGCUCGGCUCCCGGCGGCGAGAGAGAGGGCGCGGGGGGCCGCAGCUCCGGCAACAUGAAUGCGGAGAACCAAGAUGUGCUGCUGGAUCUGGAGGGGGAGGAGGAGGAGGAGGAGGAAGAUGAUGAUGAUGGCGAGACCGUCUUGGAACUGAACCAGAUGAUUAUUCCCACUUAUGGAACUGUGCCAGAUCAGCAAAACCUUCAUACUCCUGAAUGGGUGGAUUUUGAUGGUAAACCUGACUCCUUGUUCUUCAGCGACGGGCAACGAAGAAUUGACUUUGUUUUGGUGUAUGAAGAUGAAAGAAAAAAAAUGACUCAUAAGAGGAGUGAUCGUAAAAAGCAAAAGAGGAAGAGACAAGUAUAUGAAUCAAACCUGAUAAACAGCGGCUUGCAACUUGAAGCAACGAGGUCGGUUUUGGAUGAAAAACUUAUUUUUGUGAAAGUGCAUGCACCUUGGGAAGUGCUGUGCACAUAUGCUGAGGUUCUGCACAUCAAAUUGCCUCUGCAACCCGAUGACCUGAAAACCCGAGACUCAGCUUUCAACUGGUUUAGCAGACUCUUCAGAGUGGAUGAAAAUAUCAUCAAACCUGAGCAAGAGUUUUUCACUGCCCCUUUUCAAAAGGAGCUUUUGUCCAACUUUUAUAUCCAAGACAAAGACACAUUUUUCAAUCCUGCAACUAGAAGCCGAAUUGUUCAUUUUAUCUUGUCCCGUGUGGAAUAUGCAACCAAAAACAAUGUGAAAAAGUUCGGUAUUAACAAAUUACUGGACACUGGAAUCUACAAAGCAGCAUUUCCCCUUCAUGACUCUAGUUUUAGGCAUUUGUCAACCGAUCCCAACUGCCCAAGUGAACGAUAUCUUCUCUACAGAGAAUGGGCUCAUCCCAAAAACAUUUUCAAACUGCAGCCCCUGGAUUUCAUCAGGAAAUACUAUGGAGAGAAAAUUGGAAUCUACUUUGCUUGGCUGGGUUUUUACACUAACAUGCUGAUCAUGGCUGCAAUUGUAGGAGUUGGCUGUUUUCUGUAUGGAUGCCUGACAAAGGACAACUGCACAUGGAGCCAAGAAGUAUGUGAUCCCAACAUAGGAGGUAAAAUCAUAAUGUGCCCUCAGUGUGAUAAAGUGUGUACCUACUGGAACCUCACCAUCACUUGUGAAUCAUCCAAGAAACUCUGUAUAUUUGAUAGCUUUGGAACACUGGUUUUUGCAGUAUUUAUGGGAAUAUGGGUUACUUUGUUUUUGGAGUUUUGGAAGCGACGGCAGGCUGAACUGGAGUAUGAAUGGGAUACAGUCGAGUACUUAGAGCAAGAAGAACAAGUUCGCCCAGAAUAUGAAGCUCGGUGCACUCAUGUAGUAAUGAAUGAAAUCACACAGCAAGAAGAACAUGUGCCAUACACUGCCUGUGGGAAGUGCAUACGGAUGACCUUCUGUACGAGUGCUGUCAUCUUCUGGAUUCUUUUGAUUAUUGCUUCAGUUAUUGGAAUCAUUGUCUACAGGCUCUCGGUUUUCCUGGCAUUUUCUGCAACGUUGUCACAGCACAUUAGUGGAACAGAGGCAAUCCGCAAGUACCUGACUCCACAGACAGCCACUUCAGUAACUGCUUCACUCAUCAGCUUUAUAGUCAUUAUGGUUCUCAACAUCAUCUAUGAAAAAGUGGCAAUCCUGAUUACUGACUUUGAGCUUCCAAGGACACAAACUGAUUAUGAAAACAGUCUGACCACAAAGAUGUUCUUGUUUCAAUUUGUCAACUACUAUUCUUCAUGCUUCUACAUAGCCUUCUUUAAGGGCAAAUUUGUAGGUCACCCUGGAAAUCCAGUUUAUUGGCUAGGAAAGUAUCGCAAUGAAGAGUGUGACCCAGGCGGAUGUCUCCUUGAACUCACAACUCAGCUUGCCAUCAUAGUAGGAGGUAAAGCAAUCUGGAACAACAUUCAAGAAGUGCUUCUUCCUUGGGUUAAGAAUCUAAUCGGAAGAUACUGUGCAGCUGCUAGAUCACAAAAAGUCAUUCCACGCUGGGAACACGACUACCACCUACAGCCCAUUGGAAAACUUGGACUGUUUUAUGAGUAUCUUGAAAUGGUUAUACAGUUUGGCUUUGUCACUCUGUUUGUGGCAUCAUUCCCCCUGGCUCCUCUUCUGGCCCUUAUUAACAACAUGUUGGAAAUCCGGUUGGAUGCCUGGAAGCUAACGACCCAGUUCAGGCGCAUGGUUCCACAGAAGGCACAAGACAUCGGAGCCUGGCAGCCUAUCAUGCAAGGCAUAGCCAUUCUGGCAGUGGUCACCAAUGCUAUGAUCAUUGCUUUUACGUCUGACAUGAUUCCUCGCCUGGUUUAUUACUGGUCCUUUUCAGUCCCUCCUUAUGGGAGUCACAGCAGUCACACUAUGAAAGGGUAUAUAAACAGUACACUUUCUGUCUUCAAUAUAUCAGACUUCAAGAAUGCAAGCAAGCCAUUUUCCCCGUGGUUUGUAAACCAAACAUGCAGAUACCGGGAUCUCCGCUACCCUCCUGGUCACCAGCACCAGUAUGAGCAUAACAUAUACUAUUGGCAUGUCAUUGCAGCCAAGCUGGCGUUCAUCAUUGUCAUGGAGCAUGUCAUAUACUUUGUGAAGUUCAUUAUUUCAUACUUAAUUCCGGAUGUAUCACAAAAGACCAAGAGCAAGGUCAAACGAGAGAAGUACCUAACACAGAAACUCUUGCAUGAGAACGAUCUCAAAAUUGUGAAGAAAACCAUGGGGAAAAUAGCCAACAAAAUUAUCCAAGGAGUAGACAGUACUUUCUGACCUAAAGCUGAAUAAGAACUUCUUUAUAUGGAAUAACAGUAUUUAGCCAACUAACACCUGUCAAGAUAUUACCAAUAGCUAACCAAACACUUUGGAUUAAUUCUCUUUACUAAGCAUUGCUUCUUGCAGCUGUUACCUGUUCAUUUACCUCUUGCCCUUGGACAAAUGCAACCACUGCGACUCAGAUAAGAGUUACCAAUUUUUUAACCAGCUUUAGUAGGACAUUUUUUUUUAACAUGUGAAGACAAAAAUUAUCUAUCAUCUCAAGACGAUGAACAUUAAUUCUGAAAUACAUAGAAUGCUUUCCACUUUAGGCAAGAGCUAUUAGAUCUCUUCUUUUGACUUGAAUAAAACCUUAAGAACAAGAGUGAUUUAUUGUAAGAAUAACAUCUGAAGGAGUUGUGAUUGCUUGCUAAUGCAGACCCCAACUAUGAAAUGAAGAGAAAAAGCCAAAGCAUGAAGGAAAAAGAAGGAAAAUACACUCAAAAUCAUGUUGUUAAGCCAUUGGAAUUGACAUACUAAGUGCUGUUGUGUGCUACUCUGAAUUAGCUAUGCAUACUGAGACUUAAAUGGAUAACAAGAUAUUUCAAUUAAUCAUGGACUUGGAUCACAAAAAGCAGCAGGACUGUAAGCCCAUCCUGUUCAUCAAUCUCUCUGUAAACAGGAGAAUUGCCUUUGAAAUCAAUGCACACAAACUGACUUUACAGCACUCCAAGUGAGUAGAAAACUCAGGCAUUUUAUCUUUCCCUAGUCAAUGUACUUUCAUUAGUUCACUUGCCCGUUCUGCUCUCAAUAACCACAGCCUUGAAGGUCUCCUACCUGUAACAGUAAUGAGUGUUAAAAGUAUUUUCACGUAGCAAAUCAAUAUUUGUGGAGGGCUGUCUUCUGUGUUUCUCCCACACCGUGCCUUUCCCUGAAAUUCUGACAAAGGAAGAAUGUGCAGCUGGACUUGUUGUGAUACAACAUUGCAUGAUGAAGUGAAUUCUGACAAGACCAUGAAUCUAUUGAAACUCAAGAUUGGAAUAAACCAUUUAAUAUGCCUUCACAAUGUUAUGAAGCUUUAAAUAACUAGGAAGGAUGUUAGAGGUGUGGAUGCAAGUGCUAGAGCCAUCAGUCAUCUUCAAAUUAGGCUGCAGAUCUGCUUGGCUAUUUUGGGUCCAGUUGCAAACGAAGGUACGGAAUUACAGAUGAAGCAUGUAUGUAGAGCUCCGCUUUGUGUUUGCAGCAGUGAUAUUCCCGGUUAUCACUUGCUUUCUCUUUUAACAGCUUUACUGGACCAAUUUCUGAAUUCCUGAAAAUCUAAAUCUGGUUAAAAAAGCAAAACUAUGCCUGUACUCUGUACAGCAGGUGAUUGCUGUUGCAUUUGUAAUUUUGUACUCUUCUUAAAUAUAAUAGAUAUGCAGGACUUUUAGUCAGAUUAUUCAUAUAGCUUUUUAUAUAUUAAGAAGUUCAUUUACAGAAACUAAGUAGCAUUUAUAAGCACUUUUUAUCCCAUUAAUAAUGAGAAGGAAUCAUACAUCUGAAUUUUGUAGCAAAACUUCCAAAUACCGACUGCUGCAUACCUCAAGCAUAUCCUUUGAAUCACAGAACCAUUUAGGUUGGAAAAGAACUUUAAGAUCAUCAAUUCCAACCAUUAAGUAGCACUGCCAAGUCCACCACUAAACCAUGUCCCUAACCACCACAUCUACAUGUCUUUUAAAUGCGUCCAGGAAUGGCAACUCUAGCACUUCCCUGGGCAGCCUGUUCCAAUGCUUGACAACUCUUUCGGUGAAGAAGUUUUUCUAAUAUCCAAUCUAAACCUUCCCUGGUGCAACUUCAGGCCAUUUUUUCUCAUCCUAUCACUUGCUACUUGGAAGAAGAGACUGUCACCCACCUGUCCUGGGUUCACCUCCUUUCAGGUAGUUGUAGCCGAGGACAAGGUCUCGCCUGAGCAUCCUUUUCUCCAGUCUGAAAAACACCAGUGCAUUCAGCUGCUCCUCAUAAGACUUUUGCUCUAGACCCUUCAUCAGCUUCCUUGCUCUUCUUUGGACAUGCUCCAGCACCUCAAUAUCUCUCUUGUAGUGAGGGGCCCAGAACUGAAGGCAGGAUUUGAGGUGCAGUCUCAUCAGUGCCGAGUACAGGGGGCGAACCACUUCCCUUGUCCUGCUUCCCAUAAUAUUUCUGAUACAAGCCAAGAUGUUACUGACUUUCUUGGCCACCUGGGCACACUGCUGGCUCACGUUCAGCUGGCUGUCACACAACACACUCCCCACUGUCAACUGGAUUUAACUCCAUUCACCACCAUGCUUUGGACCCGGCCAUCCAGCCAGUUUUUUACCCAGCGAAGAGUGCACCCGUCCAAGCCAUGAGCAGCCAGUUACUCCAGGAGAAUGCUGUGGGAAAUGGUGUCAAAGCCUUUGCUGAAAUCUAGGCAGACAGCAUCCAGAGACUUUUCCUCAUCCAUUAAGUGGGUCACCUUGUCAUAGAAGGAGCUCAGGUUAGUCAAACAGGACCUGUCUUUCAUAAACCCUUGCUGACUGGGCCUGAUCACUUGGGUGUCCUGUACAUGCUGUGUGGUGGCACUCAAGAUGAUCUGCCCCAUAACCUCCCACAGCACUGAGAUCAGGAUGACAGGCCUGUAGUUCAACAGACUCUCUGUACGGCCCUCAUGAUGUCCUUGUAGUCCUCCUGAGCAGUCUGCACCUCCUUCCAUAACUCAUAAACUCCUUCCAGCCAAAGCUCUGUUCAUCCAGGCCAGUCUUCAUCCCUGCCAGCGCAUCUUGCAGCACAUGGGGAUGGGCUGCUCCUGUGCCUUGAAGAUUUCCUUCUUGAAGAAUGUCCAGCCUUCGUCGACUCCUUUGCCCUCCAGGACUGCCUCCCAAGGGACUCUGUCAGCCAGGCUCCUAAAGAGGCCAAGGUCUGCCUCCUGGAAGUCCGAGGUAGCAGUUCUGCUGAAUUCCUCCUUACUUCUCUGGCAACAUUUAAACCAGAAGAGGUAGCACAUGAGGGCAUCCUUUCAGCAGUCGUGAUACCCAAGCUUUCACUCAGCAAGACUUUAAAUGAUUACAUGGAAGAACGUGAGAGAAAAGCUUGGCUCAAAAAUCAGGGAAAGAUGAAGGAAACUCACACAGGUUCCAGAGAACCGCUUGCAUUUCUGACACUGAAGGACUGAAGCUUACUUAUUACAAUGCCCAGAAAACGUUGUGUAGACACCACCUGAAGACGAGAAAAAAAGAUGAAGGACAGAAAAAUAAGAUAGACCAUCAUGAUAAAGGGCAGUCAACCAGAGUAGCGAUGGGACCAGUGCUUCUUUGCACAGGGGACUCUACCCUUUACAAUUUGUUUUGAUUUUGUCAGAAACAUGACAAGUCUUUAAUUUACCAGGAAUCAAAUACAAAUUGGGCAGAUGGACAAACACUCCAAAGUUUGUAAACAAGACAGCAUUUCUUAUCAAAAUACAUCCUCUCAAUACUGGUUUGACCUUUUCCCUGAUCACAGGAGGUUGGGGUUGGAAGGGACCUCUGGAGGUCAUCUGGUCCAAUCCCCUUGCUCAAGCAGGGCCAUGUAGAGCAGGCAGCCCAGAUGUCUAGAUGGCUUUUGAAUAUCUCCGAGGAUGAAAACUCUGUAGCUUCCCUGGGCAACCUGCUCAAGUCACCUCCACAGUGAAAAAGUGUUUAUUGAUGUUCAGUAUUUCAGUUUGUGCCCAUUGCCUCUGGUUCUGUCACUACACAGUAUACCAAACUUCUGUUUAAAACAAAUCUCUGUCAAAAAAAAACCGUUUCAUAAUACAAUUUUAGUGAAGUACUCAGGGCCUCCCUGGGCAAACUUGACUUGAGCUUUGAUUUUUAUCUUUUAACUGGUCCUCCCCCAUCUCUACUUGUGUUCAGCUGAGAGAUGCCACUUUUUCAAACACCCAUCAGUGAUCACAACCCCAGUGUGCCUUAAAUACCUUUUCAGGUAUUGCUGCUUUUCAGGUAUUUGCUGGACCAGGCAAGGAGGCAUCCUGUGAUAAAGGGGGAAAAAAUGCAGCACGAAAUGGACCAUUUCAAGUAGUUAUUUAGUCUUAAGAAAGCAUUAAUUGCCCUCUUUGACAGGUAAAGAGACUAGGAAACAAAUGCAUUGAGUGCCUUGCCUGGGGUCACACUGUGAGUGGUGGCAGAGCUUAAGCCUGAUUUUCAGGAGCGCCUGGUCUUCCGCUCCUUGUUCCUGUGGCCUUUCUCACGUUCCUUUUUUUUGGCAGCAUUUCCUAAAGGGAGAGUUAGCCCUCAGUGUUUAUAUCGAGAGUUUAUAUUCCUGUCUUUAAAACAGGGAUUAAAAAACAUGCUACAUCAGCAAAGUGUGUAUAUCUAUGACUUGGGCUCCUCCCAUCAUAAAAUCCUAAUCAGCUUUGGAUGUGUUUCUACAUUACCAUUUUUGUUCAGAGCAUGAGUGCACUUUUGAAACUAGUCUUCCACUUGUCGCACUUUCUGGGCAGUGCUUCCCAUCACAGAUUGGGCUCGAGGCACAUGGACUGGAUUGCUCUUGGUUCAAAUUGAACCAGAAGGCAGGUUGUAGAUAUGCACUUAGUGGUCUCUGACAGGUACUUAGUCUGGAGAGUUAAAACCAGAGCUAGGCUGAAGAGAGUGGUUAGUACUGCAUGGGCAUCACCUAGUCAACAUCAACUUUUUUGCUCCAGUGAUUCUGAAGCACCACACUCCCUGCUAAUGUAGCUGUAACAUUUCAUUUCAGAAGACAUUAUAUCAGGAAUUCAGUUCAGUGUGCCAUAUGCACAGUGUUAUUCACAGUGCAGUUCUGAAUGAGAGAAAGAAGAGGAAAACCAACAGAGUGCCUAAUAAUUGCAUUUUAAUAGUUUGAUUUAAGCUGUGCAAUUUCUGUAGCCUCUACCUCCAAAUGCUGAAAUGUGCUCUGCUUGUAGGCAGGAUGCUCUGCAGAGGCAUCAGAACAAAAUGCUGGGGCUGGGGGGGGGGGGGCAGUUGCCAAUAUAUGAGUAUUUUUAACUUUUUUUUUUUAGGCCACGUCACUUUAAUAGUAUCUAAAGAUCUGCUUGAAGGGAAAAUUAACAUUUGCUUUACACUAUGAAUCAAUUUUACUCUUUUUUUUUUUACACUUGACAUGUAGACCAGACUCUUACUUUGUAGAGAUCUGUUGAAAUCAGGGUGAAUUUUGACCAGUGACCAUUUCGUUGCCUUAACAAGCACCAUAAAUUGCAGACCAUUGCCACUAGUGUAGACUCUCUGUGUGUUGAUAAAAUUCAGAAUGUAAAAAUGUAUUUUUUGUAUUUUUUUCUAAGAAUGUUUGCUGUUAGUUCCUGAAUAUUAAAAUUUCUUUAUAUUUAUUGUUAUUAAAUAAAGUCUAUUUUAAAAUAACAAUA